Molecule: messenger RNA, 1446 nt
Organism: Euleptes europaea (tarantolino)
Lineage: Eukaryota; Metazoa; Chordata; Lepidosauria; Squamata; Sphaerodactylidae
Gene: NRBP2
Product: nuclear receptor binding protein 2
Exons: 18
Coding region: 85-1446 (453 amino acids)
Biological process (GO): protein phosphorylation; intracellular signal transduction; endoplasmic reticulum to Golgi vesicle-mediated transport
Cellular component (GO): cytoplasm; endomembrane system
Molecular function (GO): ATP binding; protein serine/threonine kinase activity
Source: RefSeq, a predicted model, not a curated record
GAGAGCGAGGACGAGGGCGAGGUGCUGGAGGAGAGCCCCUGCGGGCGCUGGCAGAAGCGCAACGAGCAGGUAAACCAGGGCAACAUGCCAGGCCUGCAGAACACUUUCCUGGCCAUGGACACGGAGGAGGGGGUGGAGGUGGUUUGGAACGAGCUGCACUUUCCGGACCUGAAGGCCUUCCGGGCUCACGAGGAAAAGACCAAGACCAUGUUUGAGCAGCUUGUGGUCGUCGACCACCCCAAUAUUGUGAAGGUUCACAAGUACUGGCUGGCCAUGAAGGACUCCACGGCCCAGGUGAUCUUCAUCACGGAGUACGUCUCCUCGGGUAGCCUCAAGCAGUUCCUGAAAAAGACCAAGAAGAACCACAAAGCCAUGAACGCCCGGGCCUGGAAGCGCUGGUGCACGCAGAUCCUCUCGGCCCUCAGCUACCUGCAUGCCUGUGAGCCUCCCAUCAUCCACGGCAACCUCACCAGCGACACCAUCUUCAUCCAGCACAACGGGCUCAUCAAAAUCGGGUCAGUUUGGCACAGAAUCUUUGCACAGGCCAUCCCGGCGGAUCUCCGCAGCCCCACCCGCGUGGACCGAGAGGAGCAGCAGAAUCUGCACUUCUUCCCCCCGGAGUACGGCCGUGCGGCUGACGGGACCGCCGUGGACAUCUUCUCCUUCGGGAUGUGUGCUCUGGAGAUGGCCGUGCUGGAGAUCCAGUCCAACGGGGAUGCCUGUGUGUCGGAGGAGGCCAUCGAGCGGGCGAGACACUCCCUGGAUGACCCCAACAUGCGGGAGUUCAUCCUGAGCUGUCUCCUCCUGAACCCGGAGAAGCGGCCCAGCGCUCACAACCUGCUCUUCCACCGCGUCCUCUUUGAGGUCCACUCCUUGAAACUGCUGGCUGCCCACUGCUUCAUCAACAACCAGUACCUGAUGCCUGAGAACGUGGUGGAGGAGAAGACCAAGAGUCUGGACCUCAACAUGGUGAUGGCGGAGAUGAAGCGCCAGGGCCGGCCUCCCGUGCACUGGAGGUACUCAGAAGUUUCUUUUCUGGAGCUAGACAAGUUCUUAGAAGAUGUGAGGAACGGCAUCUAUCCCCUGAUGAACUUUGCCUCCACCCGGCCCCACACCCUCCCACGGUCAGCCUCCCAAGCCGCUGAGGAUCCGCAGAAAGCCACAACCCCCACCCCAGAGCCCUUCGAUGUGGAGACAAGAAAGGUGGUGCAGAUGCAGUGCGGCAUGGAGUGGAGCGAGGAGAAGGGCCAGUGGCACCUCACUCUCCUUCUGGUUCUGGAGGAUAAGCUCCAUCGACAGCUCAGCUACGACCUGCUGCCAACUGACCAUCCCGGGGCCCUGGCUGCUGAGUUGGUGCAUUAUGGAUUCAUCCGCCUGGAUGACUGUGAGAAGCUGGCCACAUUCCUGGAAAACGCCUUCCAUCGGCACCAGCCGGCUCCCUCCUGA